AUGGUGCUAUGCGAGUAUGAUUUCACGGUUGAUUUCAUUCGUAGCCUUAUUCCUUAUCCCAAUUAGAACCAGGCUAUCGUUUUGCAUCAAGGCGACAAACGACUACGCAGUCUUGUUCGAAUAAUGAAGUUCAGGCAAACUGAUGCAAACAGUCAAGACUUCUUUGCUUCUCAUCCAGGAUAUUCAAUGAAGGAUGUCACAGAAUCCGUAGAAUCGCUAUGCAUUGAAAAACAAAAUCCUGGUGCAAGUCUUGAGGACAAUGACAUGGAAUUUCGAUGUGAACUUAUAGAUCAAAUGGGUCUUGGUUCCACUAUUGAUGAAGAAAGGAUCAUCAUCCGAGUUUUUGAGCCACCGGCUGUGAGACCGCUACCGCCCGUUUUGGAGUCGGUUGUAAAUGGACCAGUGAGUGUUAAGUGCUCUGCCACUGGUCGACCGGAUCUGAAGCUUCGGUGGGUCAACGAGGUGCGUCGUGUUGUCUAA
Molecule: messenger RNA, 480 nt
Organism: Hydatigera taeniaeformis
Lineage: Eukaryota; Metazoa; Platyhelminthes; Cestoda; Cyclophyllidea; Taeniidae
Source: the annotation of a GenBank genome assembly